Insectozyma verbasci is the source of this 528-nucleotide messenger RNA. NCBI's taxonomy places the organism in Eukaryota, Fungi, Ascomycota, Pichiomycetes, Serinales, Debaryomycetaceae. The record is from the annotation of a GenBank genome assembly.
AUGCAAGUUAUAUAUUUGGAAAUUUUGAAAAAUUUUAGAAAUUAUCCAACAGAUUUUUCAUUCAUUUUAGCAUUAACACCAGCAGUCUGGACUAUUGGUACUUACUAUUCAGCUAUUCAUUGGGCUGAAGAAGUUAGGAAUGCUCAAAGAGCAAUUCCAUGGGAUAUAUUACGAACUAUUACUGCCUGUUGGGUUAUUGGUUGGUUUAUUUGUAAUGUAUUUGCUGCUUGUAUUAAAGAUGGUGAUGUUUAUAGAAUGAUUACAACAGAAACUGGUUCUCCAGUAUCACAAUUAAUUUAUGAUUCAUUGGGUAAACAAUGGGCUAUUGCAUUGAUGAGUUUAAUUGCAUUUGGUCAAAUGUUAAUGGCUAUAUCAAUUUUGAUCGCACUUUCAAGACAAGUUUGGUCAUUUGCAAGAGAUGAUGGAUUACCAAUGGUUUACAGAUAUGUUAAAUAUAUUGAUCCAAGAAUAAAAGUUCCAAUUAGAGCUUCAAUGCUGGUGUUUUAUCAGUUGCAAUUGGAAUGUUAA